AUGACGAGCAUUCAUUCCAGCAUAACUGGAAUGGUUAUUCCCGUUGUUAACAAACCUUCAAAUCACGACAUAAUUAUAAAUUCAAAUUGUAAAAACGGAAAAGUUAUCGAGCAAAUUAAUACGAAUGAAAAUUUGCAAAAUUCGGAAAAUUUUGUAAAUGAUAACGAAAACGUUAAUGGAAACGGAAGUGAUAAAGUGAACGGUGAUCCGGGAAUCAUAAAGUUAUUCGUUGGUCAAAUUCCGCGACAUUUAGAAGAAGAUGAUCUACGACCUCUGUUCCAGCAAUUUGGUCACAUUUAUGAAUUUUCGGUUCUUCGUGAUAAAACCACUGGAAUGCACAAAGCGUCAUUAAAUAAAAUUUAUGGAAAAUUUUAUUUAUGCGAGUAUUAA
Messenger RNA from Pediculus humanus corporis (human body louse), 390 nucleotides. RefSeq lists its product as uncharacterized. Bases 1 to 390 code for a protein of 129 amino acids. Gene Ontology annotation, molecular function: RNA binding. Lineage: Eukaryota; Metazoa; Arthropoda; Insecta; Psocodea; Pediculidae. The transcript has 2 exons. The record is from RefSeq and is a predicted model, not a curated record.